This is a messenger RNA of Elgaria multicarinata webbii, 396 nucleotides long. RefSeq names its product T-complex protein 1 subunit eta-like. Gene Ontology annotation, cellular component: chaperonin-containing T-complex. The record is from RefSeq and is a predicted model, not a curated record. Lineage: Eukaryota; Metazoa; Chordata; Lepidosauria; Squamata; Anguidae. The transcript has a single exon. Gene Ontology annotation, biological process: protein folding. Bases 1 to 396 code for a protein of 131 amino acids. Gene Ontology annotation, molecular function: ATP-dependent protein folding chaperone; ATP binding; ATP hydrolysis activity.
AUGAUGCCCACACCUGUUAUCCUGCUGAAGGAAGGCACAGAUACUUCUCAAGGUAUCCCACAGCUUAUUAGUAACAUCAGUGCCUGCCAAGUUAUUGCAGAAGCUGUCCGGACCACGCUUGGCCCCUGGGGCAUGGACAAACUCGUUGUUGAUGACAGAGGCAAAGCCACGAUUGCUAAUGACGGCACCACCAUCCUAAAGCUUCUUGAUGUGGUCCACCCUGCUGCUAAGACUCUCGUAGACAUCGCCAAAUCCCAGACUGCAGAGAUUAGGGAUGGCACCACUUAUGCUACCCUCCUCGUGGCAGAAUUCCUAAAGCAAAUCAAGCCCUAUGUGGAAGAAGGCCUGCACCCUCCUGGUUGUCAUCCUGGUUGUCUAAUGCCCUCCCCAGAAUAG